CUCCCCGGUACUGUUUCGUUUCCUAAUUCAAAGGAAGUCUCCCCGGUAGAAACCCUUUCUCCUCAUCUCCUCUUCGAGAGGGGAGGUAGAGGUUACAGGAAGAUUCUGACGCCAUCGCUGCCCGGCCAGAUUAGCGCGUGCCCAAGCCCCGCCUCGCUUUACUCCCCUCCAUCCCGAAACCCCUGCUAAAGAGCCUGGGAGGCCCUAACCCAAGCCGCUCAGCUGGCACGAAGGUGCCCGCCUACGCCAGGGAGCGUCCUUCCUCUGCCCCCUUCUCCUCCUGGCUACCCCUACCCGUAGAAACCCCAGCGAAGGAACCAAAGAAACCUUGACUCCCCGGGGCACGAAGGGGCUCCGCCCUUGCCUUAAGCGCACUCCCUUUCCUCCCCAGCCUCGGGCCGAAGACGAACCCAGGCCCCGGGCCCGAACACCCAUGACAAGAGCGGGGCUACCCUCUCCGCUUCGGAGCGCGCACCGGGCCCCUCCGCGCCUGCCUCGGCCUUGGCUUCGGCUGGCUCGGAAGUUCGGACAGCCGUACGAGCGGGAAGAGGCCAAGAAGGAGAGGCCCAAGUUAGGCUGGGAUGGCCGCAGCCGCAGCCGGAGCCCGAGGCGUCCGAGAGUGGGGCCUGUGGCUUCUCCGAGCGCCUCCGAAACCGAUCUCAUGACGGAACCCAUUGUGAUUUCGGAUGACAGCGAUGACGAGCCUGACGGGCCUGGCAGAAUCGCCGCUGGCGGUGACCAAGCCUGCAUGUCCCGGAAGACCCGACCCCAAAACGGACACGGGACCCGAGGAGCUGUUGCAGUGGAUUUCAUAGAUUUAACCAAAGACACUGACCCAGUAGAGAAGACCUCCCCCAAUGAACACAGUGUGAUAGACCUGACAGGGAUGGAGGAAGAGAAGACUCUCUUUAACUCAGCUUUUGUGAACAGUAUGAAUCUACAUCUGGAUCUCUUCUCUUGUUCCCAAAAGAAGCAUCAUUCCCUUUCUGUGGCAAAUGACAACCAUCCCAUAAAAUGUGAGGUGGCGCAACAGAUUGAAGAAGGAUAUCAAUUCCUGGAGGAGGAAGUGUGUAACAGCCUAAUUUCUCAGGGCCCAGUUGACAGCACUGAAUUUGAAGAUGGCCUCUCUCCAGUAUCCAGUGGUGAGGAUUCUUUGUGUAGCUCAGAGAAGAACUGUAGUACAACUACCUUCAACAGUGAUCUGGGCUCUUUGGCAAGUUUACAGAUCUCCUCAGAUGUUUUCUCACUCUCUCCAAACAGCAAUAGCAGUGAUAGCAAUACCCAAAAUGUAUCAGUACCCUUCAUCCUGGAAAGUUCAUCUGACUCAUGUUCUAGAGACUGGCAGAAUAAAAAUAACUCUAUUGAUAGAGCUAGUCUACUCCCAAAAGACUCUUCUCUCCUUUCACAGUCUUCCUCCUCAGAGCAAGUUACCAGGGUUCCUGUCCUAGAGACCCAAGACAUGGCAGAGAAGCCCAUGCCAGUGGCUGCAACCCCAGAGCUUGUAGCAAGAAACCCACCACUGGUGGACUUACCCAGUAAACCAUGUCUGCCCAGAUUAAGAUUUUUCCUUAGACCUCCAGUGCAUCACCUCUUCUUUCAGGCAUUGAUACAGGACAAAGACAUCAAAGAGAAAAAAGAACAAAAGAGAGAACCUAUUCCCCAACGAAGACUGCGAAUGGUGUUUAGCACCAUUGAAGAGAACGUCCCACAAGAGACUUUGCAAUUCCUCAUGGACUUUGUGUCCCCCCAACAUUAUCCUCCCAAGGAGAUUGUGUCACAUGUCAUCAAGAAUAUCCUACUAGGUUCCAGAAGUAUGACUGUCAUGAAAGAGGCCUACAUGCUUCUAAUGAAAAUUCAACAGCUACAUCCAGCCAAUAUUGCCUCUGUGGAGUGGGACUGGAAGCUGCUCACAUAUGUCAUGGAAAAACAGCAAGGAAUAGCUCUCAUCCUACAAGUUCACCACAAGCUUUCCCUACAGGAGGAAGAGAUGCCUGGCCGAAUAUUCUUUUUGCGCUAUGUAGUGCAGACCUUGGAAGAUGAUUUUCAGCAGGUCCUGAGGCAUCAACAGCAUCACCUACAACAAUCCAUUGCAUGUACUAUGCUCUCCUGUGAUAAGCAGCCCCAGAACAUCAGGGACAUCAUCCAGUGGCUAGUUGGUGCUGUGACUAAGGGUGGGUUCCAGAAGGAAAACUAUCAACAGAUCUUUUCAGGAAGCCCCCAGGUCAAGAGUGGCAACCACCUACACCCACCUUUCCCUGGAAAGAGCAACAUUCAAUUGGUAAUUUUACAUCUUCAGAAGAUGCUGUCUCUGGCUGUUGAGGUUGACAGGACCCCAACCUGCAGCUCAAAUAAGAUUGCAGAGAUGAUGUUCAGAUUCGUGCUAAAUAUUCCUGAAAGGAGCCAGAGGGAAGUCUUCUUUACAACCAUGGAGAGCCAUCUCUUGCGCUGCAAAGUACUAGAGGUUCUGUUCCUCCACAGCUGUGAAAAGCCUACUUCCCUCCCACUGUCUCUCGCCCAGACCCUUCAUUUCCUCAACCAUUCAACAUCAUUGCUCAAGAAUCAGGCUGAUAAAAGCAAUUGGCAGAGUUGGGAUGAACUGGUUGAACAGCUGCAAUUUCUCUUAUCUAGUUAUCAGCAUGUGUUGACAGAACACCUGAGGACCUCAGUAAUUGAAAGGAAGGAUCUGAUUAUCAAAAGGACUAGGCCCCUCCUACAGGAGGGUGAUGAUAUCACUUCCCUGGAUGUUGAAGUAAAAUUUGAGGCUUUCCAAGUGCGACUAGCAGAAGAGCUUGGUGAGCCUCUAGUACCCCAGCUCCAAGAGAAGGUAUUCCUGCUCAAACUACUACUCCUUUGUGCAACCAACAGGAACUCCAUGCUUGAAAAUGGGCUCCAGUAGGGUAAUGGCUGAGAUCUGCCAGAGUGAUUGUUACUUACCUUUAGUGGCUUUUGCAGAAAAGGAAUUUAGUAGGUUACUAAAACCAAUACUGUCCACUUUCUUAAUGUUAAUAACUCAUGAACCUUUAUAGAAAAUUCAUUUUAUAGUGAAUUCAUGAUAGAUACCCCCCCAAAUGUGACUUUAAUAUACAAAUUAUAUUUUAUAAUAAAUUAUUUCUCAUAUUUGAAAAGAAUCUUUUUAAGGAACCUUACUAUGCUAAAGCCUUCUUAGCACUAAUCCUGCUAGCUGGUUUCUUAGGGAUGAAAAUCCUCUUCCCUGCCUCCUGCCAUUCAUAUGUCUCCCUAGAUUUGCUACCUUGUAGGACUUCAAACAAGUCAUUCUCCUUUCCAGAGGCCUUUAUUCCCUGUAAAUUGAGUGGAAUAAAUGAUCAGAGCAGUCCUUUGCAACUCUAAAGUAUACUAUCCCCUUAUAUAAAUUUUGCUUCAUCUUUACUACCAGUCUUAAACAAUAUGUACUACUAUUACUAAGACUGAAAAGAAGGAAAAGGCAGAGUAGAGUGAGGAGAGCUCUAGAUUAGUCAGAGGAUUGUGAUUGGCAUAGCUCUUGAAGGCUAUAUGCCAAUAAAAUAUGAACUGCCAGGCCCUACCUAGAGUGAAAGCAUCCAAGUUUGGGCCUCAUCAUUAAGUUGUCUACCAACUGAAGCUACAUAAUCAUGAAGUAGGAUACCUCUCAUGAAAACCAGUCACCAAGGUUUAAGAAUCUUAGAUCUUAACUCAGAUCCUCCACAAGCACAAAUGGAUGGGAGUAAAAUGACCAAGUUCUUCUAGAUUCCAGCCUCCUUUAAUUCCAUGAUCCAGGAUGUGUUCUAUCUGUAUAGCUUCCAAACCUUUCCGGGCUAUAGGUGACCAUUUUCUUAAGUUGAAAUGUACCUUUCACAUCCCUCCCCCUUGCCAAAAAAGUUUUUUCCUUGUUCACCUUUAGUGCUGAGCUUCAUCAGAUUUGGCUAAGUUAUUGUACUUAUAAUCCUUUAUACUUAGAUUACCCCCCUUUAAUGUAUGUAGCAGUCCAUAUCCAGGUCCCAGGAGUGGCAGCUAUAGGCCAAAGAACCACAGAAAAUAAAAGAUUUAAUCUGAA
Monodelphis domestica (gray short-tailed opossum) is the source of this 4030-nucleotide messenger RNA. RefSeq names its product SUMO interacting motifs containing 1 (gene SIMC1). The record is from RefSeq and is a predicted model, not a curated record. Lineage: Eukaryota; Metazoa; Chordata; Mammalia; Didelphimorphia; Didelphidae. Gene Ontology annotation, molecular function: SUMO polymer binding.